Monomorium pharaonis (pharaoh ant) is the source of this 1538-nucleotide messenger RNA. RefSeq lists its product as uncharacterized. The record is from RefSeq and is a predicted model, not a curated record. The coding region runs from base 82 to 1317 and encodes 411 amino acids. The transcript has a single exon. Lineage: Eukaryota; Metazoa; Arthropoda; Insecta; Hymenoptera; Formicidae.
UGAUACUCACUUACCUGAAAGUAUCGUUUACGGAAAGAAUACGGUUGACCGAUACAGUUAUAUGUAAAAGAAUAUCUUGAAAUGGAAACCACCGAUGUCACCAAGAAUAAUGACAUCUAUAAUUUGCUUUCUUUCGAGGAAGUGAAAGAGAUGGUGAAACGCUCGUUAAGCAAUGACGCCAAUCUGAUAGAGUACGCUAUUCGGCCGUACUCCGACGGCAAAAUCGGAUUUCUCGGUUCUCAUUAUCGAAUCGAUAUAAUAGCCACGAGGGAAAAGGAAACUGUCACUCUCGCAUUUUUUCUAAAGACUGUGCCAUAUCAUGUGCCCGAUCAAGCCAACUAUGUGAUAGAAAAGGGUGUCUUCCAUAAAGAGACGAAAUUUUACAGCGUCCUAAUGCCGUUGCUCAAUGAGGGAUAUCGCGGAGAACCAUAUGUGCCUACGUGCUACAAAGUGAAGAACGAUUCGAUAGUCUUCGAGGAAUUGAGUAGCAAAGGCUACUCAAUGCGGGAUAAGCUAUUUGACAAGACGCUCGUGCGUGCGGGCUUAAGCGCUCUCGCGCGACUGCACGCUGCCUGCCUGCUGACGGAAACUCGUCUCGGCAAACCCUUAAACCGACUGUAUCCCGACAUUUUCAUAGAAACAGCUUUCGAUCGCGAGGGUAUGACGCGGAAGUGGUUCGACGCGGGUGUCGAUGUUGCUGCAGCCAUAGCCGAGCGGCUGGGACACGAUCCCGACCUGAUACGAUCGACCUGCGAGCAGGUGUAUUACGCUGUGAGGCCGUCACGCACAAAGGCGAACGUGGUCAGUCAUGGAGAUCUCUGGGGCAACAAUCUUCUCUUCAAUAACGACGCGAUGCCUAAAUGCUUACUGAUAGACUUUCAAUUGUUGAGGUAUUCUCCCUUGGCGCACGACGUAGCACAGUUUUUGUACCUGUGCACGGACCGGAAUUUCCGAGAGACUUGGGAAAGCGCGAUGUUGCUUCAUUAUUACGAUACGCUGCGCGAGACUCUAAACAUUCACGAAAUUCAUACGCAAACACCCUCAUGGUCUGAACUGAUCAAAGGCAUGGAGGAACAACGAUUAGGCGCUCUUAUUACCGCGGUAAUCUACUUUCCUACGGUUCUAAUGGACGAAAAUGUUGGCGCCCGGAUUCUGAACGACCCGGCAUCUUACGCCGAUUAUUGUUUUCGUAAUAGGACAGAGAUCGUCCUCUCUAUCAUGGAAAAAGAUCCGGUAUACAAAAGAAGGAUCAACGAAGCUGUCGUCGAACUCGCCGAACUCGCUUCACGACUGGAUCAACUACCAAAACCAUCUUAAAAAGUUAGAGAUGUAGUUUAUUAACGCUCAUCAAAUUUUUUAUUAACGUUACAUCAACGCACUUUGUGUUACAUCACUUAUAUGUUUCAAUUUAUAAGAAAAUUAUGCGUUUACUAAGUUAAUAAUUUUAUUAUCUUACCAUUGUAAUUUUGUACAGCAAUAUUUACACGAAUUAAGGAAAAUUGUCUUGAUCAGGAAAUAUAGUGGAUAGGAAAAACCAA